Molecule: messenger RNA, 4506 nt
Organism: Ictalurus furcatus (blue catfish)
Lineage: Eukaryota; Metazoa; Chordata; Actinopteri; Siluriformes; Ictaluridae
Gene: sp3b
Product: Sp3b transcription factor
Exons: 6
Coding region: 363-2276 (637 amino acids)
Biological process (GO): regulation of transcription by RNA polymerase II
Molecular function (GO): RNA polymerase II cis-regulatory region sequence-specific DNA binding; DNA-binding transcription factor activity, RNA polymerase II-specific
Source: RefSeq, a predicted model, not a curated record
GGUGCGUCCAACCAAUCAGAGCUGGAGGAGUCGAAUCGCGCAGCCAAUCGUUUCAAAACAAGAGGGGGGGAGAUACUGGGCAGGACUUCCGCUAUGUGAAGCGACUUCCACGGUCCAAGCUCAGAAGCCCCACCUUUUGCGUUUCCCGCACCGUCAAUCAAAAUAGAAAAAAACAGAAAAGAAAAAAAUCGACCCGAAUCUCCGAUCUCAGCCCGCCUUUGAUUAAAACAAUCAUGUCUGGAGUUUAAAUGAACAGAUAACCUUGCUAUCUUUUAGACUUUCGCGCUAUGACUGGUACGUAACACUUAAACCGAUCGAAGCACAGCACCGCCGCCCCAGAACAGGCAGUGAAGCAGCAGGAAAUGGCUGCCCUGGACGCGGACGGCAGUCAGAGCGACUUUCUGCAGCCCGCCGCAGGAGCCUCCGCCUCGGACCAGCAGACGACGGAACUCGCGUCCAUCCAGCUCACCGGCUCGUCUGACCGCUGGGAGGUUCUCACCCCGGUUUCCACCGGUAAAGAGGACUCUGGUGUAGUACACUUACCCAGUGGGGGGAUUGUGGGCACCAACGGGCAGUAUGUAGUGCCACUGCAAACUGUACCGGGGCAGAGCCAGCCUGUUUUUGUCACUGCCGGGACAGACGGUUCCAGCGCCAACGGUAUCCAGUACCAGGUCAUUCCGCAGCUCCAGAGUGCGGACGCGGCAUCGCUAGGUUACACUACAUCUACAACCGAUGUCGCGACUCUUGGUACAGACAUUGCCAUACUGCCUGAUGGAACGCAGGGCAUCUCCACGGCAACUAGCACCACUGACCUGCAGGGUUUGCUGGCGCACACUGGACACAUGCAGCAGAUCCCGAGCGUCUCGUUGGCAGGAAGCGGGUUCGCUGGGCAGGGCCAGGUGGUGGCUAACGUGCCAGUCGGUUUGCCCGGGAACAUCACGUUUGUGCCGAUUAAUAGCCUGAGCAACGCCGACUUGGAGUCCCUGGGCCUGGCCGGAGCUCAGACCAUCGCUACGGGAGUCACAGCUGACGGUCAGCUCGUCAUGACAGGCGACAACACGGUCCAGAGCACACUGGAUAAAACCAACAACGCCAACAGCAACAACACCUUCGUUCCGCCGACAUCGACCUCCUCCUCCUCCGCCACCACAUCGCUGCCCGAGACGAUAGACGGCACAGGGGUUCUGACCCAAGCCACGGCUGUUUCGGCUGGCCAACAAGAUCCGUCCUUCAUCCAUCAGAACCAUGUGCCUGCUACCACAGAGUCCGUGGUGCAGCUAGUGCCCACGCAGGCGGCAGAAGGUGCGGCGCAGACGCUACAAAGUGUGCAGCUGCUCAACACAGGCACUUUCUUAAUCCAGGCGCAGACCGUGUCGCCGACUGGCCAGAUCCAGUGGCAGACUUUCCAGGUGCAGGGUGUGCAGAACCUACAGAACCUGCAGCUUUCCGGCGCCGGUGGAAUGGCGUCGCCACAGAUCACCAUCGCCCCUGUGCAGACGCUGGCGCUCGGGCAGCCUGGUACCAGCGUGACCGCCGGACACAUCCCCAACCUGCAGACGGUCACGGUCAACUCCAUCUCGCAGGCAGAGCACACCAUAGAGAGUCCCUCAGACAUUCAUAUCAAGGAGGAACCAGACCCGGACGGUUGGCCACUGAGCGGAGACUCUACCCUGAACACCAGCGACCUGUCACACCUCCGCGUACGGAUGCUAGAUGAGGAGACGGAGGGGAUGGGACAGGAGGGGAAGAGGCUCCGGAGAGUAGCUUGUACCUGCCCUAACUGCAAGGAGGCAGGGGGAAGAGGCUCGGGCAUGGGCAAGAAGAAGCAGCACAUCUGCCACAUCCCCGGCUGUGGGAAGGUGUACGGUAAAACGUCUCACCUGCGCGCUCAUCUGCGCUGGCACUCGGGCGAGAGGCCCUUCAUCUGCUCCUGGAGUUACUGCGGCAAGAGAUUCACACGCAGCGACGAACUUCAGCGCCACCGCAGGACACACACAGGAGAGAAGAAGUUUGUGUGUCCACAGUGCUCUAAGCGCUUUAUGCGCAGCGACCAUUUGGCCAAACACAUUAAAACUCACCUGAACAAAAAAGGGCUAAACUCAGCCCCCACGGCAGGGCAGACGGAGGCCUCUGCCCAUCCGGACAGCAUCAUCACCGGGGGCGGGGCCACGCUCAUCCUGACCAAUCUGCCCCAGGCUGGCACCCAAGACAUCCUCUCAAACUCUGACCUCCCGCUUCAGCUGGUCACUGUAUCUGCCAAUGAGGCCAUGGAGUGACCUAUUAAAAAAAAAAACGCCCACUUUCACAGCUGGCUUUUCACUAUCGAUUUUUAUAUAUAUGAUAAAUAUAAAUAUAUAUAUAUAUAUAUAUAUGAAUAUAUAUUUUAAAAAAUGAAUUAUCAAUUUAUGCUCUGUAGCAUUCUUUUUUUGUACAAACAGGGGGAAGGGGGAGGGGGAAGGGUAGGGACAUUAAAUGUGGUUUGGGUCUACACACACACACAUGCAUAUACAGUGUAUAUGAAUACACACUAACACAGAAAUGCCUUAUUUUGUAUCAUAUCAUACUCUAGUAUAUGAUGCUGGACUUGCAUGGGUUUGUACUUUCUUCUGAUCAAAUUGUUCAUGGGGAUGAUGAUGAUUUGACUGUGUGCAUGAAAGAUAUGGUACAGGGAGGUGUGUGUGUAUGAGCGAAAGAGAGAGUGAUGUGUGAAUUUGGCAGCGGGAGAGGGAAGCGACAUCCUCAGAGGGAAGAGAUACUCACGAUCUGUCCAUCUUCCUCUUCAAUCCGUCUCUCUCUCUCUCUCUCGGCUGGCCUCGGUCCAAAUGUGUCUUCACUCUUUCAUUAUGUUUUAUUUCAAGUAUUGCUUCUCUCACACCCUCUGUAUCGUGAUUGGUGGAUUUGUUUAUUUUAUUUUAUUUUAUUUUUUUUUUAUUCUAUCAUCCAUAUGCAACUUGGAUGAAAACGUCAGUCAUGUUGUUCUUUUUUUUUUAAAUUGUUUUUCUUCUCUAUAUUCAUGAUGUGUUCUCUGGUUUUACUCUUUUUGCACCCCCCCCCCCCCCCCCAAGUCCCCCAGUCCCCAAGGUUGUUUAUAGCCACCAUUUAUUUUAGUGUAUAACUGAUUCUGUUGUAUCAUGGACUUAAUUACUUUUUACAUGUGUAAAAUUUUUAUGUUACUUUUAUACUUUUAUUUUUUUUUCCCAAAUGGAACACAAUUAAAGUCAGAAAUCUUCCUAUAACUUUGAUACUUAAUGUUUAUUGAUUACUAUAGGUGACCUGUCGUGUGUGUGUGUGUGAUUUUUAAGCUUAAUGAAUUGAAUGCUUCAACAAAGCCAGUGGAUUGUUUUAGAAAACCAUUAUUUUGCAACAACAUUCAUUUAUGUUCUAAAGAAUAAAAAAAACUUUGGGGAGUGCUGUUAUUAGAAACUAUUCAAUGACAGGGUGAUGUGAUGAAGCGGAGUAACUGUUCCCACUCAGUUUGCCAAUGCUAACAUUUUCUAUUUAUUAGAGAACAGCAUGUUGUAAGUUUGAUCCAUUUAUAGUUAGGCAUGAAUGUUGUGGAACAUACAUGAUACAAGUUCCUGUUAUUGCUUACGUUACAGCAGCUGUUACAUAAACAGUUGUUCUCUCACCAGACUCUUUUCUCUUUUUCAUCUUUUUUUUUUUUUUUUUUUAUUCUUGAAGUGACAAAAAAAAAUGCACAUUGUCAUGUUUCUUGUUCCCUGCUGAAAAUAACAAUAGAAACCUUCACAGAAUUUGUAUGGGUUUAAUGGCUGUAGUGGAAAUUUGUAUGAAUGUAAACUGCAAUGGUCCCUACUGGUAAUUUGAUGCCUUCUAUUGUUGGCAUGCUAUGUCUAGUGGAUACCAUUUAAGGACCAAUAAUGGUAAUGGUUUUAAUGGUUACCUGGUGGUUUGUAAUGGUAUUUGUAGUUGAAACUAUUAGAAUGUCAGUGAUGGUUUCUAUUGAUUUUUUUUUUUUUUUUUUUUUUUUUUUGAUUGGUCAUCGGGAAGAAUUGUGUUCAGCGAAUGGUCAUUGGGAACAAUUGUGAUCAGCAAUUGGUCAUUGGGAACAACGGUGAUCAGUGAAUGGUCAUCGGGAACAAUUGUGUUCAGCGAAUGGUCAUUGGGAACAAUUGUGAUCAGCAAUUGGUCAUUGGGAUCAAUGGUGAUUGUGAUUGGUCAUUGGGACCAUGAAGAUCAGUGAUUGGUCAUUGGGAACAAUUGUGAUCCGUGAUUGGUCAUUGGGAACAACGGUGAUCAGUGAAUGGUCAUUGGGAACAACGGCGAUCAGCGAUUGGUCAUUGGGAAAAGUGGUGAUCUGUGAUUGGUCAUUGGGAACAACGGUGAUCAGUGAAUGGUCAUUGGGAACAACUGCGAUCAGCGAUUGGUCAUUGGGAAAAGUGGUGAUCUGUGAUUGGUCAUUGGGAACAACGGUGAUCAGCGAAUGGUCAUUGGGAUCAAUGGUGAUCUGUGAUUGGUCAUUGGGACCAUGAAGAUCAGUAAUUGGUU